Molecule: messenger RNA, 273 nt
Organism: Cooperia oncophora
Lineage: Eukaryota; Metazoa; Nematoda; Chromadorea; Rhabditida; Trichostrongylidae
Source: the annotation of a GenBank genome assembly
AUGUUUGGUUUCCUGGCUUUCAAUGGAGGAUCGAUGGCCGAUAUAGUUAAACCUGGAGAGGGCCGUAUAGUGGCUUUGGCAAUGGUCUACCCUGUGCUGAAAGGUUCGCUACUGUUAGGUAUGGUGUCAUCUUGCGCCGGUUGUAAUCGUAUGGAACCAUGGGCGUCAUCAUUUACUGGUAUCGGAGCCGGACUCACCUACCUCGCUCUCAGCCACUUCAUGAUUGCGUAUGAUUUAAGUGUAAUUAACUUCUACGUUCAGCGAGAGUGUUGA